This is a messenger RNA of Trichoderma harzianum CBS 226.95, 1140 nucleotides long. RefSeq lists its product as hypothetical. Gene Ontology annotation, biological process: DNA repair. The record is from RefSeq and is a predicted model, not a curated record. The transcript is spliced from 2 exons. Gene Ontology annotation, cellular component: nucleus; Smc5-Smc6 complex. Lineage: Eukaryota; Fungi; Ascomycota; Sordariomycetes; Hypocreales; Hypocreaceae. Bases 1 to 1140 code for a protein of 379 amino acids.
AUGGACGAUGAUGAUCUGGACGAUGUGUAUGAUCCGGAUCAACCUCUGGAAGAGAGACGGAAGGUCCAGCAGGGAUUCCGCGAUCUCCUCCGCGACAUCACAGAAAAUAGCGAGGAAUAUCUGCAGGGUGAUUCUCACGGUCUGCACGAGACUAUUUUACGGGCCAAUGAACUAUCCAAGCAAGUACGACAAACUACAGAAGCAACCAUUGAUUCACGGCUGCUUGUCAGUACGACCGACCUGUCAUAUCGGAAAACACUACGCCUUACUCAAGGCAGCCUAUCACAGGGUCUUGACGUUGAUGACUUCAUCUCCAAGUGCAUUACAUAUAUGCGAAAUGGUGGGGGGAUUACGAGCGAUCAAUCCCUGGAGCUCUCAAGCACCCAGAGGCAGCGGAGGCGGACAGUACACGACAGAUCAAACGACAAUGAUAAUGACGAUGUGGGAGACGAGGGAGACAUGAUGAAUUGGGCCCACCUCGGUCGUUUUGCUUGCUUGCCAUACAUCAGACGACCUGCGUUGCCUGGCUUCCUUCUAGGUCCACUAUCGGUGGAAAAGAAGGUACGCAAGGCAGCAAAGCGAAAUGCCCCGUUUCGUCCAAAUAGUUUAACGGAGACGAGGCCUGAAAUCCUCAAUGUGGAUGACCUAGCCAAGAAGGAAAACGACCUUACCGUCAUAUGCGGGAAGAUUCUUCAACAGCUCUACAAGAUCCAGGCUGAUACACAGCAAACAGUGGCAGACUUGAUCACAGACGACAUGGAUGACGAGGAAAACACUCGGAUUAUGCACCAGCAUGGGCUUCGAAGUACAGGAGGAAUCGACCUAAUGCGAUUCGUGGUUAACCCAAAGUCUUUUGGGCAGACCAUCGAGAAUUUGUUCUACGUGAGCUUUCUAAUCCGUGAUGGGAGGGUGGAGAUUGAUUUCGACGAACAUGGUCUCCCCGCAUUAGCACCAGUAGACCGAGAGAGCGAUGACACCGCCGCUAUUCGCCAGGCAACAUCCAAGCAUCAAGCUAUUUUAUCCAUGGAUAUGGAAACAUGGCGAGACAUAAUCGACACAAUGGGCAUCAAAGAACCCAUGAUUGAACACCGACCAGAACUAACGGUUUCCGGCCCAGGAGCCAGGGGCUGGUAUGGCUAA